Messenger RNA from Schistosoma bovis, 1593 nucleotides. NCBI's taxonomy places the organism in Eukaryota, Metazoa, Platyhelminthes, Trematoda, Strigeidida, Schistosomatidae. The record is from the annotation of a GenBank genome assembly.
AUGUUGUUUGUAUUGUUUCUGUUCAAUGAAUUUGUAUCAUCAUCAUCAUCAUCAUCAUCAUCAUCAUCAUCAUCAUCAUCAUCAUCAUCAUCAUCAUCAUCAUCAUCAUCAUCAUCAUCAUCAUCAUCAUCAUCAUCAUCAUCAUCAUCAUCAUCAUCAUCAUCAUCAUCAUCAUCAUCAUCAUCAUCAUCAUCAUCAUCAUCAUCAUCAUCAUCAUCAUCAUCAUCAUCAUCAUCAUCAUCAUCAUCAUCAUCAUCAUCAUCAUCAUCAUCAUCAUCAUCAUCAUCAUCAUCAUCAUCAUCAUCAUCAUCAUCAUCAUCAUCAUCAUCAUCAUCAUCAUCAUCAUCAUCAUCAUCAUCAUCAUCAUCAUCAUCAUCAUCAUCAUCAUCAUCAUCAUCAUCAUCAUCAUCAUCAUCAUCAUCAUCAUCAUCAUCAUCAUCAUCAUCAUCAUCAUCAUCAUCAUCAUCAUCAUCAUCAUCAUCAUCAUCAUCAUCAUCAUCAUCAUCAUCAUCAUCAUCAUCAUCAUCAUCAUCAUCAUCAUCAUCAUCAUCAUCAUCAUCAUCAUCAUCAUCAUCAUCAUCAUCAUCAUCAUCAUCAUCAUCAUCAUCAUCAUCAUCAUCAUCAUCAUCAUCAUCAUCAUCAUCAUCAUCAUCAUCAUCAUCAUCAUCAUCAUCAUCAUCAUCAUCAUCAUCAUCAUCAUCAUCAUCAUCAUCAUCAUCAUCAUCAUCAUCAUCAUCAUCAUCAUCAUCAUCAUCAUCAUCAUCAUCAUCAUCAUCAUCAUCAUCAUCAUCAUCAUCAUCAUCAUCAUCAUCAUCAUCAUCAUCAUCAUCAUCAUCAUCAUCAUCAUCAUCAUCAUCAUCAUCAUCAUCAUCAUCAUCAUCAUCAUCAUCAUCAUCAUCAUCAUCAUCAUCAUCAUCAUCAUCAUCAUCAUCAUCAUCAUCAUCAUCAUCAUCAUCAUCAUCAUCAUCAUCAUCAUCAUCAUCAUCAUCAUCAUCAUCAUCAUCAUCAUCAUCAUCAUCAUCAUCAUCAUCAUCAUCAUCAUCAUCAUCAUCAUCAUCAUCAUCAUCAUCAUCAUCAUCAUCAUCAUCAUCAUCAUCAUCAUCAUCAUCAUCAUCAUCAUCAUCAUCAUCAUCAUCAUCAUCAUCAUCAUCAUCAUCAUCAUCAUCAUCAUCAUCAUCAUCAUCAUCAUCAUCAUCAUCAUCAUCAUCAUCAUCAUCAUCAUCAUCAUCAUCAUCAUCAUCAUCAUCAUCAUCAUCAUCAUCAUCAUCAUCAUCAUCAUCAUCAUCAUCAUCAUCAUCAUCAUCAUCAUCAUCAUCAUCAUCAUCAUCAUCAUCAUCAUCAUCAUCAUCAUCAUCAUCAUCAUCAUCAUCAUCAUCAUCAUCAUCAUCAUCAUCAUCAUCCGAAGCAUCAUCAUCAUCAUCCGAAGCAUCAUCAUCAUCAUCCGAAGCAUCAUCAUCAUCAUCCGAAGCAUUAUCAUCAUCAUCAUCAUCAUCAUCAUCAUCCGAAGCAUCAUCCGAAGCAUCAUCCGAAGCAUCAUCCGAAGCAUCAUCUGAAGCAUCAUCAUCAUCAUCAAUAGUAGUUGAGUUUGAUUAG